CUCCGGUCAGUUGAGGCUUAUCCAAGGACAGUGGGCCUAACUUGAGAUGGGCGAAUGUUACAGCACAAACUCCGUAGAUCCAAACUCUGAAAACCCUGAGAGCUACAGCAUGAAGUCUGAAAAUUCAGAGGCAGAUACAGAACCAGACAAUGAAACAUUGUUUUCAGCCUCUGAAAGAACAGAAUCAAAACUGCUUCAGCAAGUUUACCAGCUGGGAAAAAACCUAGAUGCUGUGGAUCUCCAGGACGCCAGUAGGGAGCCAUAUGAAAACACAGUCCUCACGAAAGACCAGUACAUUGAGAAGCUGCAAGCUGAAGUAAAGGCUUCCCGGAAACAACUAAAAGUCCAUAAACUAAAGCACCAAAAAACAGUGAAAAAGUUACAAAUCGAUUUGGCAACAACAAAGCAAGAGGCUGCCAUCACAGUGCUGGAACUCAACGAGAAGAUAAAGACGCUCUGCGAAAGAGAGCCAGCCCCUAGAGCAGCUAACUUACUGGAAGAGUGCUGUGAGAGUCUCCUGCCUGAGGAAGAAGGCGAUAGGAAAGUCAGCUUGAUCACGGAGCUCUCCAUACAGCUUUCGCUUCAGACAGAGAGGAUCAUCCAGCUAGAAGCAGCUCUGGAGGAAAAGGAAAGGAAGAUCCAGCAGCUGGAGGCUGAGCGGAAUUGCCAUCUUCCCCAAGAAGUCAUGGACCCUCCACAAUGCUUAGAAGAAGUCCCGAUUUUCUCUACUAGGAUUAUUCCUGUGUUCUCUAAUGAGGAUUUUUGAAGAUUUGCAGUAAGAAACAAUAAAAUUGUAUUGACCAUUAAAGUAAUAUCUAGAACACAAGUAGUCUUUCAAGGAGCACCAGUGGCCCAAUGGGCCAGCACAUGGUACUUAUGCAUAAGUUGUCUUUCAAGUUCAAGUUCAUGGAUCUGAAUGUUUUCUAUAAUGUCCAUUAGAAGGAAAUAAAAGAAAGGGAGGUGUUCAGAAGCCAACAAUGAAUGUUUCUCCCUUACACAGAAGCAGUCACGUAACCACACAGCUGCAGAAUGUUGUUUUUAUACAGUCCUGCCUGAGAGCAGAGGGAGAGGGAGGAACAUCAGACCAGACAGUAACACAAUUUAGCAUCAUUGUCUUAGCAUAGAUCUGUCACACAUAGGGUAGGGGUGGCACCAACCCUGUGUUCAUGUGCAACCUGUUGUGAACAGAAAGCUGUCACCGAGGGCCAGAUUCAACUUCAGGAAUGUACAUACAAUACUGAAGAGUUGAAUCUUUGCCAACAGAGUAAACGGCCAUAAGGUCUUUCCUUUGAUGUU
This is a messenger RNA of Cavia porcellus (domestic guinea pig), 1296 nucleotides long. RefSeq names its product coiled-coil domain containing 192 (gene Ccdc192). Lineage: Eukaryota; Metazoa; Chordata; Mammalia; Rodentia; Caviidae. Bases 47 to 766 code for a protein of 239 amino acids. The transcript has 6 exons. The record is from RefSeq and is a predicted model, not a curated record.